Nicotiana tabacum (common tobacco) is the source of this 2405-nucleotide messenger RNA. Its product is annotated as COBRA-like protein 7. Gene Ontology annotation, biological process: cellulose microfibril organization. Gene Ontology annotation, molecular function: carbohydrate binding. The record is from RefSeq and is a predicted model, not a curated record. Gene Ontology annotation, cellular component: membrane. NCBI's taxonomy places the organism in Eukaryota, Viridiplantae, Streptophyta, Magnoliopsida, Solanales, Solanaceae.
CUAAAUUAUUACUCUAUAUUUGAAUCAUUAUACAGGACAAACAAGAAACAGUCUUUAUUAAGACAAAUUCAAAUGUCCUUUUUUCUUAAUUGUAAGCCAUAGUAAUCUUAAAUUUGUCAUUCAAGGACUCUGUAUUUCUGUGUUUCCCUCAACCAUUAACUUUGAGCUUAACAGAAAUCAUAAUACAAUGGCCACUUUUUUCAUUCUCCCACUAAUCCUCAUUUCUCUUCCUGUUUCCAUUUCUCAAACUUCCUCUAAUAACUGCAAUGGCAUAUUCAUAACUUACGACUACAACUCUGGUUUUCCUCUUCCACCAAACGUCUUGGCAUCAGACUCCAACAAUCAAGCCUACAAUUUCAGGUCCACACUCACAAUUCUCAAUAAUAGUCCUGAUGAGCUCAAGUCUUGGAGGGUUUUUGUUGGCUUCCAACACAGGGAAUUCUUGGUCUCUGCUUCACAAGCUGUGCUUGCUGAUGGAACCACUUUGCCCGGUGAUGUUAGAAAUGGAACUGUCUUUGCUGGUUUCCCCAUCACUGACCUCAAGUCCGCAAUUCAGACCGCCGGAGACACUAAACAGAUGGAGGCUCGGAUCGAGUUGGUUGGUACACUGUAUGGUGUUGCAUCUCCUGCUGUCCCCUUGCCUUCUUCUAUCACCCUCGCUAAUGAUGGCUUCUCCUGUCCUCCUUCUACAUCUCAAGGAAAUCGGACCAAAGUUUGCUGUGUAAACGACUCAAGCGCCGGAUCCAACGUCACGGCCUAUGAGGAAAUCCAGCCUCGGCAAGGGGGUGAUCUUACCAUAAUCUAUGAUGUCACUAGCUCAUUCGAAUCCAAUUACUGGGCACAAGUCACAAUCUCAAAUAAUGACCACACUAGUCGUCUUGAUAACUGGCAAUUAAGCUGGGAAUGGAUGAGGGACGAAUUCAUCUAUAGCAUGAAAGGUGCUUAUCCUACGGUUGUUGAUACAGGGGACUGCAUCUUUGGUAAGCAGGGUGAACAUUACAAGGGCAUCGAUUUUUCAAAGGCCUUAAACUGUGAAAGGAGACCAACAAUCAUUGACCUUCCUUUGGAAAAGACAAAUGAUACAACCUUAGGAAUGGUUCCCUUCUGUUGUAGAAAUGGAACCAUUUUGCCACCUAUCAUGGAUGCAAGCAAAUCCAAGUCAGCUUUUGUAAUGCAAGUCUACAAGAUGUCACCUGAUCUCAACAUAAGUGCAAUUCACCCUCCCCAGAACUGGAAAAUAAAUGGAACUUACAGUCCUAAUUUCAUCUGUGGGCCGCCAGUACGAGUAUCUCCCAGCCUCUUCCCUAACCCUGCAGGGUUAUCUUCAGAUACAGCUGCUGUUGCUAGUUGGCAAGUAAUCUGCAACAUUAGCAGUUCCACCUUAAAGAAGCCACCAAAGUGUUGCGUAUCAUUCUCUGCAUUCUUCAACGAUUCAGUCGUUCCUUGUAACACUUGUGCCUGUGGCUGCAAUACGCGCCCCAGCAGCCUAUGCAGCGCCAGUGAGCCAGCAUUGCUUUUACCACCACAGGCUCUUCUUGUGCCCUUUGACAACCGAACUGAAAUGGCAUCGGAAUUUGCUAGGGAUAAAAGACGAAACUUACCAAAUCCUUUACCUUGUGGAGACAACUGCGGGGUCAGCAUUAACUGGCAUUUGCUUAGUGAUUUCACGGACGGCUGGACUGCAAGAGUAACACUGUUUAAUUGGGAUGACACCAACAUUGUUGACUGGUUUGCUGCUGUACAAUUGGAUAAUGCCAUCCAAGGUUUUGAAAAAGCCUACUCUUUCAAUGGAACCAUCAUGCCUGAUAAUAACAACAUAAUAUUUAUACAGGGGUUUUCAGGCUUAAAUUACCUUCUUGCGGAAAGAAGAGGAGACAAUCCAAGGAAAGAUCCUCCAGUUCCUGGUACCGUGCAAUCUGUCAUAUCUUUCACAAAGAAGAGCACACCUGAAAUUGAUGUAGGCGCUGGUGAUGGUUUUCCAAGUAAAGUUUACUUCAAUGGAGAGGAGUGUUCCCUUCCGGUAAUACUUCCUUCGGGUAGUAAUCGCAGGACGCCUCUAGCCAAUAGUGCUUUUAGUCUUCUGCUAACCAUGCUAGUCCUCAUGGUUCUGCAAACAUCACUGUGGCUAAACAUAUAAUUUGCAUAUGAUUCAACUCUGAAUUUUUGUUUUCAAAUGAAGCAAGGUGCCUUUCCUUGUGUUGCCUGUGAUAAUCACAUGAUAUGUAACUCUCUCACUGCCCUUAUCGGAAAAAAAAAAUGUACUCUUGUUGCAGAAUGCCAUGGCAAUUUUCAUCAUUUGUAAAGUUGUAACCAGCAUUUUAAACCAGCGCAUAAAUUCAAUUUUAAUCAAAUAUAUGUACAUCUAACUGCUCCAACAUUUCGGUGGUGAGCUAAUGGGUCUUCCU